AUGGCGAGUCUGGGAGCUGCAGUCCAAGAUGCAACGACAUAUUUAGAUGAAAAAACCGUGUUCUUCCUGCAGCACAAAGCGAUUCUCGAGAAACGGCUUGUUGUGCGACCGGAUGUCUUCAUGGUGUUGAGCGGAUUUGCCAUGGGUCUACUUCCGUUCCUAUUUCUUUGCUCACGCAGUGAGCUGAAGGCACCGGCUAGCAAAGAAUUGGCUCCAGUGACGCUGUGCCUAUUAGCCCUCACGGGCGGUUUGGACUUUUUUUGUACUGAUCAGUACCAGCCCAGCAUGCCGGAUAUGGCAACAGCUUUCAAUGUCACCAAGAGUAGUAUGAGCCUCACAAUUCAAGCUCAUCAAGUUUUUUGUGGGCUAGCCACGCUGAUCUUUGGCCCUGUCUCAGAUUACAUUGGUCGGCGCAAAGUCUUUCUAUUCCUUCAGCUGCUCUUGGGUCUGCUGGCCCAAGGUGCACCUUCCUACCAUUGGUUCGUGGUGGGAAGAGUACUGCAAGGAACUGGAUCAUCCUCCAUAGCAAUCGUGCUGGCCAUCUCAAGAGAUUGCUAUGAAAAGGAGGAGGAGCGACUGAAGGUGGGUGGCCUGUUGUUCGCAUGCAUGCUGCUGGGUCCACUGAUCGCCCCGCCCAUUGGAGGCUUUUUGGCUACAAGGUUUGGCUGGAGAUCCAGCUUUUUCAUGCUCGCUGGUGUGUCCAGUAGCAUUUUUCUCUGCAGCUACUUCUUGGUUCCCGAGACUUCCCCGAAAGCGCCGAAGUCGUCCUACCUUCGAGCCGUUUGGAGGAUUGUGGCGAACAAAAGGCGAUUCCUUUUGCUGCUGUUGAUGGCUUUGUACAAGAGUACAUUUAGUAUCCUUGACAACAAUAAUGCUUUCAUGUUGGAGACUUUCCUUGGCGCUCCUAUACAGCAAGCAUCCUUUAUGGUGUCCAUCUUGGCAUUGUCAGGUGCUAGUGGUGUGUUAGCAUCUUCUUUGCUGGGGCGCAAGCCAGUGGAGGUGAUGAAAUUGACCAUGCCAGUGGUCUUCAUCGUUGCCACUUGCGACCUGCUGGUGGGCCUUUUCUCUUCGAAGAACCUGAAACUCUAUCUUGCUUGCAUUUGCUUCCGACACUUUGUGAUUAUGCUGCCAAACAUGGCUGCCAACAUCGACUUCCUUCAAGAUCUCGAAGACAUUGCUGGGAUGGCCAGCAGCGUGCAGACAGCAGGUGUCUUCUCCAUGGCAUCGCUCUUUGCCCUUCCUGCGUUGCUUUCCGAGAAGCAAGGCCCUGGAGGAAUGCUUUGUGUCCUGGCGACGAUUAUUUUCUUGUCGCAGCUACUCGCAAGUGCCAUCUUGCGGGAGAUUGGGAUCUGGCCGAUGGUGACCAGGGCUGAAUGGCUGGUGUCGAAAUCACCUGGUAUUUACUCCUAG
Cladocopium goreaui is the source of this 1410-nucleotide messenger RNA. NCBI's taxonomy places the organism in Eukaryota, Dinophyceae, Suessiales, Symbiodiniaceae. The record is from the annotation of a GenBank genome assembly.